Molecule: messenger RNA, 1198 nt
Organism: Beta vulgaris subsp. vulgaris (sugar beet)
Lineage: Eukaryota; Viridiplantae; Streptophyta; Magnoliopsida; Caryophyllales; Amaranthaceae
Product: NEP1-interacting protein-like 1
Exons: 5
Coding region: 210-968 (252 amino acids)
Source: RefSeq, a predicted model, not a curated record
CACUUAUCCCAUUCAUGCAUAUAUGUCCAGUGGGAAGCGCAAGUAGCUCUCACUCUCUUUAAUGCUAUUUCUAGUUCUAAAACCCCAUUUAUAUCCUCUUAGUCUGCGCUUUCCGAUAUCAUUCACACUCUCUCAAUCCCACACUCUUUCUUUUUUGCCACUCUUUCGCCUCUACUCUUUAUACUAAAUUUUUCCAUCAGAAUUUGAUUAUGGAACAUCUUCAUAGUAAAAGCUUCAUUUGUUCUUUUAAGUUGAGGUUUGUAUGUAUAAAGGUUGUUUACUUGUUUAAAAUCAUGCAAAGAAGAGACUUUGGAUAUUAUGAAUUGGCUUUGAAAUUGUUGAAGAAUCUUGCUUUGGCCAUUGGCACCAUUAUAUUUGCAUUUGGAGGGGUGAUAAUAGGAGGCAUUGCAGGAGCUAUAAAAGGGCAAACAACUGAGUCAGGCUUAUGUAGAGGCGCCGCGAUAGGGGUUAUGUCAGGUGCCAUUGUUGCCCUUGAAUUGCUUGAUUCAGUCCUCAAUGGUCAUUUUCUUUCUAAGGUUGCUCUUUUUGGAAGCAUAUUCAAUGGGAAGGCAUUUAGGGAAUUGGUCAGUCCUGCAAUUUUGAAGGCUUACCAAUGGCAAACAAGCAUGAAUGAAGGCUUUGCCAAUGAGGAAGGAUCAGAUUUAUAUAACAUCGCUGAAAUUCGAGGGUUGUCUCCUGAACUCAUAAAGAAGCUCCCUGUAAUCAAUUUUCAUUGCCUGAAUUCAUCAAAUUCUGCUCUUUCAAUUUCACAUACUGAAGUUUGUUGCACCAUUUGUUUGCAGGAUCUUGUGGAGGGUGAAAGAGCAAGAAAGCUACCCGGUUGUGAACACUUGUUUCAUAUGUUAUGCAUAGAUGAAUGGCUAGCACGAAGUACAUCAUGUCCUGUUUGUAGAAAGAUUGUUGAUUCUGGUGAAUAUUUGGGAUGCAGAAAUGUACUGCGAAGUUAAUCACUAAACGCAGAAGUAUGUAAAAAGAAAAGGAAAAAAAAGGGAAUCAAAGGCACUUUUGCUAAAUAUGGAAAUCAGUUGGAUGUGAACAUUAGACUGCCAAGUGUUCUUAAUUACCGCAUUCUCUCCUGCACUGCUAUGGAUAACAUCUAAAUUAGUUUGUAAAGUCUUUUUAGGACUGGUGUUAUGUGUAUGAUCAACAAGGGAAUCAGAUAUCCCACUUCAAGACA